Schizosaccharomyces cryophilus OY26 is the source of this 1458-nucleotide messenger RNA. Its product is annotated as calcium channel regulatory subunit Yam8. The record is from RefSeq and is a predicted model, not a curated record. The coding region runs from base 1 to 1458 and encodes 485 amino acids. The transcript has a single exon. NCBI's taxonomy places the organism in Eukaryota, Fungi, Ascomycota, Schizosaccharomycetes, Schizosaccharomycetales, Schizosaccharomycetaceae. Gene Ontology annotation, molecular function: calcium channel activity. Gene Ontology annotation, biological process: calcium ion import across plasma membrane.
AUGAUAAAAAUUCCUUUCAUCCUUUUACUUUUCUUUGCUUUCGUCUGUUUUUUAGCGACUAACAUUGCAGCUAUCAGUUAUAAUUCUUUGAGCCUCAAUGGUACGGUUGUAGGAAGUAUAGAAGAUCAGAGUGUAGUAUAUUACAACCUUUCUUGGCCAGGAGGACAGGCUGCGACCAUCAAUUUGACGCUUUCAACUUGCUCUACGUAUGAAGGUUCUAGCAGUUUAAUCCUCUAUGCGUCCAAUUAUUCUUUCGAUAAUUCGCUUGCUUUAGGAAAUUACUCGUAUUCUUUAACAGAUCUCGGGUUGACUUCUUUGUCGGUGACCGGGUACUCGCCGAUGUUCAUUGCGGUUUCUAGCAGUGAUUCUCAAUAUAGUAAAAGUUAUAUUGGGAACAAUCGUGAUACUUCUUCUAAUAGUGCUUACCAAACCCAGUAUGAGCUGUCUGCUGGAAAUAAUUUUACCUUUACUCAGUACAAUGAAGCGAAAUUUUUGUAUGCGCAAGAUACAGACUUUCAAGCGGCUCUGCUAAUUACUGGUAAUCUCACGACGAACGAUACGUCUGUCAUUCCAAACUAUGAAAUUUUUGUUAACCCAACCUACUCGACGUUUGAUAAACAAAUCGGGAAACUUUCAAAUUCGUUCUGUGCUUACCGAAGCAAUCCUUCUACCCUUAAUAUCAAUAAUGCAGAUUUGUCUAUGACAGUACGUGGUUUAGGUCCAUUUGCGAAGGAACAAUUUUACUUGAAAGGAUUAUCACCCAACACCUCAUAUACUGCAUAUCUGGUCAAGCCCAAUGCCAACGCAUCCGGCGGUACGACAUAUCCUCCUAUUACUUUUACGACAAAGGUUGGAACGACAUGUCAAUUAAUCUAUGAUUUGGAAUUUUGUUCUGAAGUAGCUUAUUCCGUUCCUGGAAAUUCUGCUUCGUAUUCAGCUUUAUCGUUAGCUUCAUGGUACGACCAGCAAGCUUUUGGCUAUUACAAAAACUUUACCUAUACGUUGGAUCAGUAUCCAUGCAAUGCCACAGCAUUAUCCAUUUAUUCUCUUCUUCGUAAUUGCAGUGAUUGUCUACAUAGCUAUAAGAAUUGGCUAUGUGCUGCUAUCAUCCCUCGUUGCGCAGAUAUAACGGAUAACAGCACUUUUCUUGUUUACAGGAAUAAUAACUCAAGAUAUCCAUUAAUUGACCAUGUCAUUCGACCCGGUCCAUAUAAAGAAGUCCUUCCGUGCUCUCAUCUUUGUUAUACGUUAGCUUCUAGUUGUCCUGCAGACUUAGGACUUGCUUGCCCUGACCAUGGAUAUGGAUUAGAAGAAUCUUAUGGUGAUAUUAGCAAUGCUACUGGUGUAAUUUCGUGUAAUGCACCUGGCGUGGAAUUUUACGAAAGCGUUGCAAGCUUAUUACAGAAACCUUGGUUAUCUUUCCUAAUUCUUUUUUUAACAUGGAGUUUAGUUCUUUAA